Molecule: messenger RNA, 1011 nt
Organism: Schistocerca piceifrons (Central American locust)
Lineage: Eukaryota; Metazoa; Arthropoda; Insecta; Orthoptera; Acrididae
Product: trichohyalin-like
Exons: 2
Coding region: 61-1011 (316 amino acids)
Source: RefSeq, a predicted model, not a curated record
UCCUCUGAUAGGAGAUUACUUGCUAGAUCUUUGGAACAAGAUCAUCGCCUGGAAAGGAAUAUGGAAAUACUUUCCAAGGAUGACUCUGGAAGACGAUCCACUUCUAGGUCUGUCUCCCUGGACCGUCGACAAGAACGAAUUGCUGAGCACCUGUCUCGAGAAUCCUCUGAAAGGAGAUUACUUGCUAGGUCUUUGGAACAAGAUCGUCGCCAGGAACGGACUAUGGAACGAUUUCCAAUGAAAUCCUCUGAAAGACGUUCCACUGAUAGAUCUAUCUCCGUUGAUCGUCGGUUAGAACGAAGUGCUGAGCGCCUGUCUCGAGAAUCCUCUGAACGGAGGUUACUUGCUAGGUCUUUGGAACAAGAUCGUCGACAGGAACGGACUAUGGAACGACUUCCAACGAAAUCCUCUGAAAGACGUUCCAGUGUUAGAUCUGCCUCCCUGGAUCGUCAGCAAGUACGAAGUGCUGAGCGCCUGUCUCGAGAAUCCUCUGAAAGGAGGUCACUUGCUAGGUCUUUGGAAGAAGGUCAUCGCCUGGAACGGAAUGUGGAGCGACUUUCGAGGGAGGACUCUGGAAGACGAUCCACUUCUAGGUCUGUCUCCCUGGAUCGUCGACAACAACGAAGUGCUGAGCGCCUGUCUCGAGAUUCCUCUGAAAGGAGAUUACUUCCUAGGUCUUUGGAACAAGAUCGUCGCCAGGAAAGGAAUGUGGAGCGAAUUUCUAGGGAUGACUCUGAACGACGAUCCACGUCUAAACCUGUCUCCCUGAAUCGUCGACAAGAAGGAAUUUCUGAACGUCUGUCACGAGAAUCCUCUGAAAGGAGGUUACUUGCUAGGUCUUACGAACAAGAUCGUCGCCAGGAAAGGAAUGUGGAGCGACAUUCUAAGGAUAAUUCUGAACGACGAUCCACUUCUAGGUCUGUCUCCCUUGACCGUCGACAAGAUCGAAGUGCUGAGCGCCUGUCUCGAGAAUCCUCCGAAAGGAGAUUACUUGCUAGAACGAAGUGCUGA